Messenger RNA from Mercenaria mercenaria, 1715 nucleotides. Its product is annotated as acetylcholine receptor subunit beta-like. Gene Ontology annotation, cellular component: neuron projection; synapse; membrane. The coding region runs from base 1 to 1380 and encodes 459 amino acids. Gene Ontology annotation, molecular function: neurotransmitter receptor activity; extracellular ligand-gated monoatomic ion channel activity; transmembrane signaling receptor activity. The transcript is spliced from 12 exons. The record is from RefSeq and is a predicted model, not a curated record. Gene Ontology annotation, biological process: regulation of membrane potential; monoatomic ion transmembrane transport; chemical synaptic transmission. Lineage: Eukaryota; Metazoa; Mollusca; Bivalvia; Venerida; Veneridae.
AUGGGUUUUUUUCUUAGAGUGUUUGUUUACGGCAGCAAAAUACCAAGUUAUUCUAAAGAAUUGGAAACCGAAUUGAGGACAAGCCUCUUUACAGGCUAUGAACCUUUACAGAGGCCAGCUGAGAAGGUCAGGGUGACAGUUGGUCUGAACCUGGUGACAAUAAACUCACUGGACAUAAAAGACCAGGUGUUAUCAACAUCAGGAUUUUUCUCAACGAAAUGGGUUGACGAUACGCUUGACUGGAGCUCAAACUUAAAUUAUUCAAGCAUAAGCUUUCUUUUCUCUAACGAAGAAAACAUGUGGCGACCAGCGCUAGCAAUAGAAAAUAGUCCCUUUCAGUUGUCUGUAGAAUGCAUGUUUUCUUGUGACCUUAGUGUUAACGAACUAGAGAUACUCAGCAACGAGAACUGGCUGAUACGAAUAAGUUCGGGUGGCUACGCAUACUGGACACCAGGUGGAAUAUUUGAAACCAACUGUGAUGUUGACAUUACAUACUACCCGCUAGAUACACAGACAUGCAGCAUCGUGCUGACAACUUGGGCAUACACUUCAAGUGAGAUUUCGUUAGAAUUUACAUCUGAUCCAAUCACAACCGACAACUUUAGCCCCAAUGGUGAAUGGGAUUUGAUCGAAACAACAACAUCAUCUGAAACAGCUUCCAAAUCGAAAUAUGAUGCAUAUAGCUACGAUAGAUUGUAUUUCACGUUAAAAAUGAAGAGACGUCCAUUGUUUCAUAUUUUGAACACAAUAUUUCCUGUGCUACUGAUGGCAUCACUGAUUGUGUUUGUGUUCAAACUGCCACCAGAAUCAGGGGAACGAGUAGGCAUGUCGUUGACAGUUCUUCUCGCAUAUGCUGUUUAUUUGACGCUGAUUGCCGAUAACAUUCCCAAAACUUCUUUGAGUACCAGCAUACUGUCCACAUAUCUUACAAUUAUUCUGAUGCUGAGUACAUUAUCUGUUGUAUUCACCAUUGUGGUGCUGGACAUUUAUUUCAACCAUGAUGAUGACGAGGAACCAUCCGGUUGGGUGCAAACAUUGACUAGAGUAUUUCUCGUGAAAAUGGCUAUGUGGAAAGGUGAAAAGUGUUGUAGAAGGCAAAAGGUCAAUCCUAAGGAAAGAUCUACAUUGACGGCCUCCACCAUUAAACUCCCUUUAGAUGACAAGACACGUGAAACUAAUGCAAGGACACGCUUUAGAGGUACACAUAUGGAGUUGGUUGACGUAGAUCAGCCUGAACCGGAUCAUCAGGAUGAGGACGAUGUUAAACUGUAUUCGUGGAAAGAAGUUGCUCUCAUACUGGACAGAUGUUUCAUGUAUUUAUUCAUGUUUCUUGUUCUUGUCACAACUGUUGUGUGUUUAGGAAUACUUGCUUCAAAAUAAGUUUGUUUCGUUUAAAAUAAUUGUUGUUUGUUAAUUAUUUCCUGCCUCACAGCAAAAAGAUUUGAUUUUGAAAAACUACACAGUUGUCUUUUGUGUACGAUUACUUCCUUUUUAACAGGGCGUUGUUAUAUAAAAAAUGAUUAUUGUUUAUUGUUUGUUUAGGAGUACCUCCUGAUUGUGUUAAUAACAAAACCAUCGUUUGUUAUUGUAUUUUGAUGUGUUUCAAUGUAUUAAACUUAACUGCAUUCUUGGAGAAUUGAAUUGAAUCUAUGUAUGUAGAAACUAAACGGGAAUAGAAAUUGGUCGCAUGUAUAAAUUUUGCUUACGCUUAUGAA